CCAAGGCGCUAGCUGACUGGGGUGGGGGACCGUUAGCUGGCCAGGCUGGCAGGCUGCGGGCCGCUACUCUGCUGGAGGCCAGGAUGGAGACGAUGAGAGCACAGCGGCUACAGCCUGGAGUAGGCAACAGCGGGAGGGGCACUCUUCGAGCCCUGCGGCCCGGAGUGACUGGGGCCGCGGCUGCCGCCGCCACACCCCCAACAGGCCCCCCACCGGCUCCGCCACCUCCCGCACCGCCGCCGCCACCAUUGCUCCUGUCCGGGGCCCCCGGGCUGCCCCUGCCCCCCGGCGCCGCCGGCAGCCCGGCUGUGCUGCGGGAGGCCGUGGAGGCUGUGGUAAGGAGCUUCGCCAAGCACACGCAGGGCUACGGCCGAGUGAAUGUGGUGGAGGCACUUCAGGAAUUCUGGCAGAUGAAGCAGUCUCGUGGGGCGGACUUGAAGAAUGGGGCUCUAGUGGUUUAUGAGAUGGUUCCCUCCAACAGUCCUCCCUAUGUCUGCUAUGUCACCCUGCCUGGGGGAAGUUGCUUUGGGAGUUUCCAGUUUUGCCCUACAAAAGCUGAGGCCCGGAGGAGUGCUGCAAAGAUUGCACUAAUGAACUCUGUGUUUAAUGAACAUCCGUCCCGAAGAAUCACUGAUGAGUUCAUUGAGAAGAGUGUCUCUGAGGCCUUGGCAUCUUUCAAUGGCAACAGGGAGGAAGCUGACAACCCAAAUACAGGAAUUGGUGCCUUCCGAUUCAUGUUGGAAUCCAACAAGGGCAAGUCAAUGUUAGAGUUCCAGGAGCUAAUGACAGUUUUUCAACUGCUGCACUGGAAUGGCAGCCUUAAGGCCAUGAGGGAAAGACAGUGCUCUCGGCAGGAAGUGUUGGCUCAUUAUUCGCACCGGGCCCUGGAUGAUGAUAUUCGCCACCAAAUGGCCUUGGACUGGGUAAGCCGGGAGCAGAGUGUACCUGGGGCACUGUCUAGAGAGCUGGCCUCCACCGAGCGAGAGCUGGAUGAAGCCCGACUGGCAGGCAAGGAGCUGCGCUUCCACAAGGAGAAGAAGGAUAUUCUCAUGCUGGCUGCUGGGCAGUUGAGCAAUAUGCAUUCUUCCAACUGUUAGGCAUCCACCCACAUACUCUCAUCCUCUCUAGGCCUUAUAGUAUGUGUCCUUUCUAAGACUUGGGAUGAUUUCUGUAUAUACUUCCUCAAUUUUAUACUUUAAAAUAUAGAUAUAUAUGUAUAAAUUCUACACCUGGAUUCCUGUUUUUUAAGAGAUCCUUUUCUUCCAAUUUUUGGAUGUAAUUUCAUUUGAAACAUCUUCACUCUACUUUAAAGGAAGGAGCUAGGUGUUUUUGGAGCUCUGCUAGCUCUUAAACUUCCAGACUAACUCUGUGGUCAUUUCAGUAGCAUAAUAUGAUUGACUAAGUGUUCAUGUCUCCUUCUUUUAAAAUAACAGGUAGCCUGACUAAGCAAUGUGCCCCACCUUUACUUCAUUCCUGCUUUGUCUUGGAAUCAAACAAUGUAUGAGUGUGAAGCCUUUGGCUUUAUUUUACCUUUAGCUGAAUCUACUUAGUACCCCUCCCCAUCACUACCUUACUCCUCUGCUUAUAAGUUCUACUUUGUUUUGAGGCUUCCUUACCUUAUUAUUCCAAAGGACUUGGAGAUCUAGUUUCUUAUUUCCCCUCUCCCCCUUUGCCUGGUUUCUUAUUUUUAAAUCACUCUAAAGAAACUUCCCAGGAAUGAGAAAAAUUAUAAACACAAUUCAUGGGACUUUACUAUCUAAGUUGCUUUUGGGGCAUAUCUAUACCAGUAGUCCAGGUUUCCAGAUGUACACUACAGUAAGAAGGGGUCAGGGUUGAAGCUAAUUGUCGUUCAGUGUUCCCUUUUCCCUUCUCACCUGCUCUCCCAGCUUAGUUAAAUCCUGUAUUUAGAUCUUCCUGCCUACCUAGACUAAUGGAAGGUAAAACAUAUUUCCCUCCUCCUUCUCUAGAAUCAUUUUGCUUUUGGAUGCAUUAUUGGUCCUAUUUGAUGAGUAAGGGCCAUGUUCCUCUCACUCCCACUAAAUUGUUGCUGUUUACUGCCUUAGAAGUACAUACCUUAGAAUCUCUUUUCUCUCUUUUCUUUGCUUUUCCUCCACACUGAUUAGAGCAUAACUUGAUCAGGAAAAUCAGAUGAGACUUAAUACUGCAGCACUUCCUAACUGGAACCUUGGGAAACUGUAGGAUGGGAAAGAGAAUCAGUGAUCAGCUAUUUCUAUCUUUAAUACCAUUCUCCUUCCCCACCUCUCUCCUGAAUGAAGUAAGAGAGCAAAGACCUAGAGUACAGCUAAAGCAUUCUCCUUUUGAAGAAUUUUUUUGAGGUCUAAGAUAUAUUUUCCCCUUGUUUUGUGGUGAUCUCUUUUAUACUGUAUCAUUGCUCAGUAUGCUUUCUAAACUGAGCUUGAAAUGUUUAUUGCUUCUGCAGCUGGACUUUCCUUUAACAAUUAGACAGACUUUACUUUUAGAAAUAGAUUAGGGAGCUGGUCACAAUUUGCUCUUUUGGAUUAGAUAGGGGCAAGAUGAAAGGAAGCUUUCUUGCUUUUAAAAUCAUCUUGGUGGUGGCUCAACACCCGUAGCUCAGUGGUUAGGGCACUGGCCAUAUACACUGGGGCUGGUGGGUUCAAACACAGCCUGGGCCUACUAAAUAACAAUGACAAUUGCAACAACAACAACGAAAACAGCUGGGCAUUGUGGUGGGCACCUGUAGUCCCAGCUACUUGGAAGGCUGAGGCAAGAGAAUUGCUUAAGCCCAUGAGUUUGAGGUUGCUGUGAGCUGUGACACCAUGGCACUCUACCUGGGGUGACAUAGUGAGACUCUGUCUCAAAAAAAAUGCUUAAAUAAAAUCAUCUUGGUGACCAUUACCUAAGGGCCAGAGGUAAGGAAUCCAGCUACAAUUGUAUUAAAUAUUAGUGCAUGAAUUUUCCAAGCCUCAUCUUAGUAUUCCAUGAAGCACAUGUAGAGUUGGAGUAGAGGCUCCUACAUUAAAUAAUAGGUAUAUCUACCUGUUUUUAUUGGUAUUUAUAACUCAGAAAUCAUAAAUGCUUCCGUUUCUCCUAUGCUUGUUUCCCUGGGAAGAAGUGUUAAUGCAUGUGAGUUGGGGAGAAUUGUUCUUGCACCUCCUGGAUUUAUUAUUUUUCUCAAAUAUCACCCACUAGGAGCCCAAGGAACUUGAAAAAAAUUGUUCCCUGAUCUGUUCACUUUUGAUGUCAAAGAUUUUACUUACCUUUUUAGUACUUUUUAUGUAUUUAUAUAUAAUUUUAUACAAUUAAAAAGAUUUUUGUCUAGUGA
Nycticebus coucang (slow loris) is the source of this 3304-nucleotide messenger RNA. RefSeq names its product limb and CNS expressed 1 like (gene LIX1L). The coding region runs from base 84 to 1097 and encodes 337 amino acids. Gene Ontology annotation, biological process: autophagosome maturation. Gene Ontology annotation, cellular component: cytoplasm. The record is from RefSeq and is a predicted model, not a curated record. Lineage: Eukaryota; Metazoa; Chordata; Mammalia; Primates; Lorisidae. The transcript has 6 exons.